Messenger RNA from Nycticebus coucang (slow loris), 939 nucleotides. RefSeq names its product olfactory receptor 4F6-like. Gene Ontology annotation, biological process: G protein-coupled receptor signaling pathway. The transcript has a single exon. Gene Ontology annotation, molecular function: olfactory receptor activity; G protein-coupled receptor activity. Bases 1 to 939 code for a protein of 312 amino acids. NCBI's taxonomy places the organism in Eukaryota, Metazoa, Chordata, Mammalia, Primates, Lorisidae. Gene Ontology annotation, cellular component: membrane. The record is from RefSeq and is a predicted model, not a curated record.
AUGGACCAAUCAAAUGACUCUGUGGUAACUGAAUUUGUAUUACUGGGACUUGCACAAUCCCUGGGAAUGCAGUUUUUCCUCUUUUUCUUCUUCUCUUUAUUCUACCUGGGAAUUAUCCUUGGCAACCUCUUCAUUGUGUUCACAGUGGUUUUAGACCCUCACUUACACUCCCCCAUGUACUUCCUGCUGGCCAACCUGUCCCUCAUUGACGUGGGCCUUUCAUCCACCACAGUUCCUAGGAUGAUCUCAGAUCUUUUCACUGACUGUAAAGUCAUUUCUUUCCACAACUGCAUGAUACAAAUGUUCUUUAUCCAUGUUAUGGGAGGAGUUGAGAUGGGGCUGCUGAUAGCCAUGGCAUAUGACAGGUACACAGCCGUCUGCAAGCCUCUCCACUAUCUAACUAUUAUGAAUCCCAAAAUAUGCAUGCUCUUGGUGGUAGCUGCUUGGGUCAUUGGGAUGAUUCAUGCUGUGUCUCAGUUUGUUUUUGUUAUAAAUUUACCCUUCUGUGGCCCUAAUAAUGUGGGGAGCUUUUACUGUGAUUUUCCUCGGGUUAUUAAACUUGCAUGCAUGGACACUUACAGACUAGAAUUUGUAGUCACUGCCAACAGUGGCUUCAUAUCCUUGGGCACCUUCUUUUUCUUAAUUGUGUCAUACAUCUUUAUUCUGGUCACUGUCCGGCAACAUUCUUCGAAUGAUUUAUCCAGAGCAUUCUUUACUUUGUCAGCUCACAUCACCGUAGUGGUUUUGUUUUUUGCUCCAUGCAUGUUUCUCUAUGUGUGGCCUUUCCCUGCUAAGUCAUUGGACAAGUUUUUUGCCAUUGUGGACUUUGUUGUCACCCCUGUCUUAAAUCCUGCCAUCUAUACUUUACGGAACAAAGAUAUGAAGGUGGCCAUGAGAAGGCUGAGUAGACAGGUUGUGAGUUCUAGGGAGACGACCUAA